Meriones unguiculatus (Mongolian gerbil) is the source of this 5517-nucleotide messenger RNA. RefSeq names its product LRAT domain containing 2 (gene Lratd2). The coding region runs from base 846 to 1778 and encodes 310 amino acids. The record is from RefSeq and is a predicted model, not a curated record. Lineage: Eukaryota; Metazoa; Chordata; Mammalia; Rodentia; Muridae. The transcript is spliced from 2 exons.
GAAAGACCCGAGCUCCCAGAGCCGGCGCCUGUCUCUUUAAAUGCCACGGGCUGCGCUCCCGCCCGGGAGCCCUGAGCCGGAUCUACAAUCCCGUCCCUCCCGCUUCGGCGCUAGUUGCUCGCUUAGCCCGAGCGGGAGCUGCGGUCUCCGGGAAGCCCAACUACCUCCUGCUGCUUCCCUUCUAGUGCCCCACCUUCCCGGAAAUUUGCGUGAGGGGUCGUGCAGCAGUUAGCGUGAACAGGCGUUGCCCCCCUCUCCCCAUCUUCAAGUCUUGGGGGGCUACGCAGCCGCGAGGGGGGCGCCGGGGGAGAAAUGCGUCCUUCCCGGCUGCCCAGCUUCGCUGCGGUCCGCGCUGGGAGAGGAGGCACUGCGGAGCCCACCCCUGCAAACUCGCCCUAGAAGUCUCGGGUGCGGCUGGGUGCCCCUCCCGGUCCCCGAGGACUACCUCCUCUCCGCUAGUGAGUCGGCGCAGGGUUGGCAGGUAAGGGCGCGGGCGGAAGCUGUCGGAGCAGCUGAUGCAAUGGCCCUUGGCCGGGGCCUGGUGAUGGCUGGGGUUGGAGGAGAGCUGGAGUGGCCGUGUCUCCAGUGAUCGUGACCCUAGAGGUGGAGAAACGCGGAGAAGCUCGCCUCCCCAGACUCCCCCUAAAAUGGCUCCAGGUGCUCGGCCCCCGCCGGUUCUUCUUCCAGAAACAAACGUCUUUUUCUGAAGUGGCACCUACAGAUUCUUCCCUGUCUUCUCUUCCAACAGGUGGCUUUUAGCCCCUGCCCGGGGACCGGUGCCAAUGACUCUGGUGGUGGUUUCGCUUUCUCCUCUGGAAGUCCUGUGAGCGAGCGUCCACAGCGUGAUGGGCAAUCAGGUGGAGAAACUGACCCACCUAAGUUACAAGGAAGUUCCCACGGCGGACCCGACGGGCGUGGACCGAGACGAUGGGCCCCGCAUCGGAGUCUCUUACAUUUUCUCCAACGACGACGAAGACGUGGAGCCUCAGCCGCCGCCCCAGGGGCCUGAUGGCGGAGCGUUGCCCGACUCGGGGGACCGGCCACCCCUGCCCCCGCCCCAGCCCUAUGACCCGCGGCAGCAUGAGGUGGAAUGCUCCGUGUUUUAUCGCGACGAGUGCAUCUAUCAGAAAAGCUUCGCGCCGGGGUCGGCGGCGCUGAGCACCUACACACCGGAGAACCUGCUCAACAAGUGCAGUCCAGGCGACCUGGUGGAGUUUGUGUCGCAGGCGCAGUAUCCGCACUGGGCGGUCUACGUGGGCAAUUUCCAGGUGGUGCAUCUGCACCGGCUGGAGGUGAGCAACAGCUUCCUGACCGAUGCGAGCCAGGGCCGCCGUGGCCGCGUGGUCAAUGACCUGUAUCGCUACAAGCCGCUGAGCCCCAGCGCCGUGGUGCGCAACGCGCUGGCCCACGUGGGCGCCAAGGAGCGCGAGCUCAGCUGGCGCAACUCGGAGAGCUUUGCCGCCUGGUGCCGCUAUGGCAAACGCGAGUUCAAGAUCGGCGGCGAGCUGCGUAUCGGCAAGCAGCCCUACCGUUUGCAGAUUCAGCUAUCGGCUCAGCGCAGUCAUACUCUGGAGUUCCAGAGCCUGGAGGACUUAAUUAUGGAGAAGCGGCGCAACGACCAAAUCGGACGCGCGGCGGUGCUGCAGGAGCUCGCCACACACCUGCACCCGGCUGAGCCGGAUGAGGGCGACAGCGACGCGGCUCGGACUACACCGUCUCCCCUGCGACCCCCUGCACCGGGCUCGGAGGAGGAGGAUGGAGAUUCAGCGGUGCCCUGACCUGGGCUCAGAGCUUCGGAAGGGAGCUGUUUGCAGCGGCCGCACUCCCUUCCUUCCCCUCCCCCCACUUCCUCUUGGGCCCCCAUUUGGUAUUCCUGGGCCUUUCGGAAAAUGCAGAAUUGGUGGAAUGCACAGCCGACUGUGGAUGGGGGAGGAGGAAGGGUGCUGGGGGAGCAGGUAGGAGCGUUUUGGCUGGUGGGUGGCCAUAGGGAACAUUUUCUUCUGGUCCCCUUAGUCUGCCUUCCUUUCUGAGGUGAGAGAAAGUGCGAACUUGUUUGGAGCUUCAACCCUGACAGACCUGAGACCAAAUUCGGCCCUUCCUAUACAAGCAGGCUUGGGGAAAAUCUCAGAGCAACUAUGCCCCGCAUUCAGCCUCUCUUGAGUCCCAACCUACUCUUCGCUUGGAGGAUGCAGGGUACAAAGGCCAGAGGGGGGUUGGGGAGGAGCUGGCGUGGGUCUGCUAGGAGAGCUGCUUAUCUGCUUCCGCCGCUGAGCUAGCUGUGGUUGGGAUCCCAGACACUGGAGUGAUUUAUUUUAUGAGAUUCCCGGGGCACGGGGGCUGCUGAAACCACAAGACCUGGGAGCAGCAGACCGAAGCCAAACAGCCCUGUAUUAAGUGCAACAAAUACUUGAGCAACUCAGGCUACAGGCUACAAACAGAUUUUACUACCUCCCUCCUCCCAUCCCCAAGUACCUCCUCUUGGGAAGCUGGCUCUAAGUGGAGUCUUUGGCUCCCAACCGCUUUCCCCGGUUACAAGUAAAUCAUUGUCAAGGGCCAGCCAGAGAAUUCUGCUGCCUCUGUUUUUGGCCUGCUGUUGUGGACUCUCAGAGCUCGGGUGUUGUUAUUAAGAGAGGCAAUAGCCCUUUGUGUCUCUGAUCUAAUUAAACCUGCUUGGUGUGUUCAUCUGCAGGUCACAGAUGGGGUUGGCUUGUUCCACCCCAUAAAGUAUCCUCUAGGGAAUGAGCCAGCAAUGCCCUGGCAAGAAUUAAAUCUCUCCUUAUCCCCUUGCUGAAUGGUGAAAGUAAUCCUUUAAAAACAAAGCAGGACCUAGAGACUCAAACAAGAUGGAAAUGAAGGUGCCAAGGCUUGCAUACAUGUCCUUUUUGCUUUUUGUUUUUCUCUCCUUGGUCCACCUUCCUCACCAUGCUUUCUUCUGCUUGUUGGUAAAUCGUAGGUAGGUUUAGCUUUGCCAUCCAUGACAGAUGGAGUUUAAUUCAAGGUGCAAAGUCUUGUUUUAUGGAUCCAGUUUCUUUGUUGCUUGGAGAACAUCUUAUUCAGAGGCUGUUCUUAAUUGAGAGUGGUGAUGUCAGUUACAGAUUUGAUGACAGAACCAAACAGAGGUUGGUGAUGGUGGAAUUUGUUUGUUGGCAAACUAAACAGGUAGUGAUGGGCCCUGGUGCCUAUCCAUACACUUUGGUACAAGGCUUUAAGACUGCUGCAGCCUGUUGCCUGAGCUUUCAAAGGGCAGGCCUUUGGCUAUAGAGUGAUAAUGGGCUGUCUACCAAUUGCCCUCAGAAGUUGAGCUAUAGGUAAAGGCCUUUGCUGCCUCCCCCGGUCACUGUAUGACAUUGGACAAGUCAUUUUGUGAACUAGUUCUUAGCCAUUGUAACAAAAUCUUACCAGAGUGUCCUGAAGCCACGGUCAUUGUUGGGCUUCUUGCUUGGGUAUCUCUAAAUCACACUUUUUUCAAACAUAAAAGUUGAGAUCCUUUUUCUUUUUUAAAAUCCUGGAUCUUCAUAGUACCUCAGCAUGAAACUUUUUCAUUAUAAAGGCAUUAAAUGUAUUUUUUGCUUUCACAAUGAUUACCAAACAAAUCCUUGUUUUUUGAAUGUUAAAGAUGAGCUAUACCUACUAGCCUUGGUCUGGGACAUUGGAGGAGAAUCAGUUUAUAAUUGAGAAUGUAGAUCUGAUUUCUCUGUUUAAUGUGCUCAUAGCUGUCUGUUUAUAUGGUCUUGUCUAUGGAACAGCAGAGAAAGAUAAACACAGGCGAUCAAGUUUAGGAAAACCUCCUAUGUCUAACAGAUUUGGGUCAGUGAAAGUGGAAAUUGACGCCCACUGUGUAGACAACAGGAGGGAAAGAAUCAGAACGUCUGUGCCCAGCACCUCUAGGAUAGAAAAAUUCUCCCUGCGCUCCCAUCUCUGCCUUCUUCAUCAGCCCUGGAAGAUCAUUUCGAGCGUAGCAGGUGAUGUGUGUUAUACAUGAAGUGCCGUUAAAGGAAGAACACUUAAGAUCCACUCCACCUGUAGCAUUCAUCUUCCUUGAAAAUCUCUUCCAGAUGAUGGUUUCUGAAAUGUGCUGGCAGCAAUUCUGCUAGGUACCUAUAAUGCCAAAUAUGUAAUGCUUAGGAAGUGCUCUCCCAUUGGAAAUUUUCUUAGGGUCAUGACCCUUUUGGUGGUUGCAUGUCAGGCAUUUACAUUAAAAUUCAUAACUAGCAACAUAGUUGAGAGGGAGCAACAAAAUAAUUUUAUGGUUGGGGCUCACAGAGUGGCAGCAUUAGGGAGGUUGAGAACCACUUCUCUGAAGUAAAGCGCGUCAACCUAGGGUUCUAAGAGAGUAUGUUAUGUCGUCUCUUGGUUUUUAAGACAGCAGUGUUGUGCAGAAAUCAGUUUUUACUUUAAUGUCCUGGCAAUGGCUACAUCCGGCACUUUAGGGAAAAAAGUAUAUUUAAUAAUUUUUAUUUCUCCUUAGGAAUAAGACAUAGAACUAUUUUGUACUAUGAAUUAUGGAUGUUCUUUGAAGGAAAGAAAUUGAUUCCAGUGUUUUCCUGAAGCCCUGGACAGGGUAAGCAGGACCUGUGGAACACGUACAAAAAGAAACCAGACAAAUUCUAUUUUCUUAUUGAGAAAAUAUUUUAUUGAGACUGCUUACAUAUGUCAAAGGAGCCUACAACUUCAGCUGCACAACUUUUUGUAUUGAAAGAACUCGUACUUUUGUAGCUUUUAUUCCACAUUUAAUUUAAAAUGACUUUGUAACACUAAAGUGUCGAGCAGAGGACUUUAUUCCAGAUCUUGAAGAAAAUUUUUAGUUUUUAAUGAAAAUGGUUCAGCGGUUGUUAAGCUUCUCACAACUUUGGUGCUCCUGGCCCUCAUGGCACCAUUGGACAAGAACAGCCACGUGAAAACAUAUUUUUUUGGGAGCAAAACUUUAAUUUUAUAUGACAUAUACUAUGGAAAGCUAAGAGAAUUUAAGGACUACUUGUUUCCUUUUUCUUUCUUCCUUUUUUUUUCUUAAAAUGGGAUCCACUGUGUUGAAGACUCUUGAUAUUAUGUGUUUGCCUAGUUAUUUUUUUAAAACAAUUUAAAAUAAAAUUGAGUGUGAUUAUAGUCAUCCAAUGGAUUUGUUUGGAAAAUUAGAUUUAAUUUGUGAAUUGUUUAAAAAUCAGGAUAAUGAUAAAUUUGACUGUUUUAUUCAUCUUUUUUAUUAUGUUUUGUUCAUGGCUAUGAAUCUGUAGCCUGUGAAGAAUUACCAUCAGGAUACAUACUCCUCAUGCAUUUUAUUUCCCAGCAAGUUUGAUUUUGUUGGAGGUUGUAUGGUAAAUCAGUUUUCUUUCACCACUUCUUGAAAAGGAGGUUCCAGUUAAAAUUAUAUCAUUUCCUUCAAAAUGAAGGGCAGUACUUAGUUAAAUAAAAGAUUGAUGACAUCUUUUAAGCCAUUUCCUCUUCACUGUCUUAUUAAAAGCUGUCAAAGUUCUUUUGAAAAAUGUUAUGAGGAUUCCCAAUAAACCAUCUAUUAUUAGA